UAUUAUAAGAAAAACAAUCAUUUUCCAGAGCAGUUAUAUUAUAUAUAGACAGAGAUAGCAAGUAACAAAUACAAACGUGUCCCACACACACCAACCCUCUCUCCCUCUCUUCUUCUUCACGGGCAACUGAAAAGUCACAGGCAAAGAGAUGGCAUCCUUGACCAUGUCCACGGCGGCGAUGAUGGUGGCGAUCCUUUUUGUGAGCACCACCACAAUCAUAACACAAGCGCAAAAUAUCCCAUCUUGUGCCCAGAAACUAAUUCCAUGCGCCGAGUAUAUAUCAAACACCACAGUCACGCCUCCCUCUACUUGCUGCAACCCCAUCAAAGAAGCAGUUAAUACUGAGAGGGCUUGCCUCUGCAAUCUCUACAAUACACCUGGUUUGCUUUCAGGCUUUGGUAUCAAUGUAACUCAGGCUCUCGGUCUCACCAAGAGAUGUGGGGUUAGCACUGAUCUCAGCGCUUGCAGCAAAGCUGAAGCACCAACUGCUGGCGCCGGAACGCCGCCCCCAGGAGUACCUGGAAAUGAUGGCAGCAGGAUGGCAUGGACUGGCUUUUCAAGCUUGGUCUUGUUAUGGGCUUCUUAUUCUCUAAUUUACUAGGCCAUCUACAUUAAUGUUCUGAGAUGAUUAUUUAUUAGUAGAGUGUUAUGAUGGCGUGAUCAUUAUUCAUGUAUUAGCGAGAUAUAUAUAUGUAUUUCCCCAUUUGGAGAUUUUUUGUGGUUCACUUAUUUCGUUUCCUUUUCCUUUGUAUCUCAUUGAUUUUUUACCUAUUGAACUUUAUAUAUAGCAUUUGGUGUUUUGAUCUUUA
Messenger RNA from Jatropha curcas, 809 nucleotides. Its product is annotated as Bifunctional inhibitor/lipid-transfer protein/seed storage 2S albumin superfamily protein. Gene Ontology annotation, biological process: lipid transport. The record is from RefSeq and is a predicted model, not a curated record. Lineage: Eukaryota; Viridiplantae; Streptophyta; Magnoliopsida; Malpighiales; Euphorbiaceae. Gene Ontology annotation, molecular function: lipid binding.